Ochlerotatus camptorhynchus is the source of this 1599-nucleotide messenger RNA. RefSeq lists its product as uncharacterized. The transcript has a single exon. Bases 1 to 1599 code for a protein of 532 amino acids. NCBI's taxonomy places the organism in Eukaryota, Metazoa, Arthropoda, Insecta, Diptera, Culicidae. The record is from RefSeq and is a predicted model, not a curated record.
AUGUCAUCGUACCGUGAGGAGAUGAAUUUCUACGUUUUGCCGGAGUUAACGGCAACCUUGCCUGCACGAAGAAUCAACGUGAACCACUGGACGCUCCCGACUAACAUCAGCUUUGCGGAUCCCCAGUUCCACGAAACUGGUCGCAUUGAUCUGAUAAUCGGAGCAGAACACUACCUCAAUCUGCUCUCUGACGGUCGUGAGAAGGUUGGAGAUGAAGGCCCUACACUGCAAAAUACAGUCUUUGGAUGGGUGGUUUCCGGUCGAGCAGCCGAUCAACCAGGCACGAUGCAUCGCACAUUAUCGUAUUCGUGCACACUUGCAAACCUGCAAGAACAGUUGACGAAGUUCUGGGAGAUAGAAACCUGUCGUUCCAGUAGUAGUCAAUCGGUAGAGGAGACGGCGUGUGAAGCAUUCUUCGAUCAAACAACCACUCGUGAUGAUGCAGGCAGAUUUAUCGUCGCACUUCCAAAGCGUGAAUUCAUCAUCAAUCAGCUCGGCGAGUCCAGAAACAUAGCGACAAGGAGAUUUUUGGGCUUGGAGAGGCGAUUCCAGUUGAAUCCCGAGUUGAAGGCAGCGUACGCAGAUUUCAUCCACAAAUACGAGCGACUUGGUCACAUGGUGCAAGUUCCGGACGUCGAAGAGCAGUUUCCCGUGUACUAUCUUCCCCACCAUGCAGUUUUCAAACUGGAUAGUACAACAACGAAGCUACGUGUCGUUUUCGACGCGUCCUGUAAGUCCAGCAGCGGUGUAUCGCUCAACGAUGCGCUAAUGGUUGGACCUGUAGUUCAGGAGGAUUUGAUCGCCAUCACACUCCGAUUCCGUUUGUUCCGCAUUGCCAUUGUAGCGGAUGUGGAAAAAAUGUUUCGGAUGAUACUCAUCUAUCUACUCGACCGAUGCCUACAACGGAUCGUCUACCGAGAUUCCCCUGACGGACCGAUCCGAACGUACGAGUUAGCUACUGUCACUUACGGGACUGCAUCUGCACCAUACUUGGCGACAAAGUGCUUACAGCGACUGGCAAAAGAAGGAGCUCUCACUUAUCCUCGCGCAGCUAAGGUGUUGAAGGAAGAUUUUUACGUCGAUGACAUGCUGACUGGAGCGGACAACGUCGACGAAGCGAAGCAGCUGGCAAAGGAAAUGAUCACGCUAACUUCAUCAGGUGGAUUCAACCUGCGAAAGUGGAACUCCAACUGCAAGGAAUUGUUAGCCGAAUUGCCAUCCGAUCUCCUCGAUGAUCGUGCCACUUUAGAGCUUGAUUCCUCAACUUCACCAGUGAAAACUUUGGGGUUACUGUGGGAGCCGCAUUCAGACAAUUUCCGAUACCAUUCUCCUAAGUGGGAAAACGAAGCAGUGCUCACGAAACGCGUCGUUCUCGCAGAAGCAGCUCGCCUGUUUGACCCGUUAGGAUUGAUGGGUCCAGUUGUCGUCAUUGCCAAGAUAUUUCUCCAAGCAUUGUGGAAGCAGCAGUGCGGUUGGGAUGAUCCACUGCCCGAAGCGAUGCAGAACUUUUGGCAGGAGUAUAAGAUGAAUUUGACAGCCCUCUCGUCGUUUUCAAUUUCUCGAAUUUUAGAUUUUUUUCUCAGAACACCUUGGAACUGA